GUAAGACACACUUCCUGGGUCAGGUUCACACAGACAAUAAAAGAGGAACUUUGAACAACAAAAACAAGCUGUGAGCUACAUAAUGGCAUCAGCAUAUAAAGGUGAUUUACAGGAUCUGAGGAUUGAGCUGCUGGGUGUCUCUGGAGCUGGAAAGAGUUCAAUAGGAAAUGCAAUACUGGGUCAAGAGACGUUUAAAGAGAGCAGAACCAGAGAGAGUGAGAAACAGAAAGGAAGAGUAAAAGACAGAAACAUAUCCAUCAUCGACACUCCAGGAUUCUUUAACCCUCACCUGACUGAUGAAGAGAUGAAGAAUGAAAUGAUGAAGAGUCUCUACCUCUGUUAUCCUGGUCCUCACGUGUUCCUGCUCGUCAUCAACCUGGAGAACUUUGAGGAGGACGAGAGGAACCAUGUGUUGAAAAUUCAGGAGAACUUUGGAGCUCAAGCUUUGAACUUCACUAUGGUGCUGUUUAUUGGUAGAGAAAAAAUACCAAAUAGGAAAUGGAAGGUCUUCAUAGAAAGUAGAACAUUUCAGAACCUCGUCAAUCACUGCAGAGGUAAAUAUCAUGUGACGAACAGCAAAAGUGAGAUUAUUCCAACUCACAUCACAAAGCUUCUAGAGAAGAUUGAUGAAAUCAUCAAACAGAAUGAUGGCCAACAUUAUGACAUUUCCAUUUACUUGAGAUCUCCAGUAAAGAGUGGAAAAGAGAAGAUAAAACAAGAGAAAGAAACAAAAGUGCAAGAGACAAAACAUGAGCAGAUAAAAAUAGUGCGGGAGAUGAUUCACGUGUGCAGUGUAAAGGAAAAAAGCACAACAAAUGUGACAGAUUUUAUUUCUCAUGUGACAAAAAUUGAGAGGACUGAAUUAUAUGAAGACAGAUGCUCUAGAGUUACACAAGAAAACAACAAUGAUGAAGAGGAGGCUGUAAAACAAUCACUGAGAAACUCUUAUAUGGGAGAAAUAAAUAUGGGAGAAAUAAACACGGUCCAGAAACUGGAAAAAUACUGGAAAACCAGCAGAAAAUGGGACCAGAAGGAACAACAUACAGUGUCAGAACAACAUCCAACCCAAGCAGUGUCAGAGUCCAUACUGAACACACACAUAAAACCUGGUGAGCGCACAGAUCUCAGGAUCGUGAUGGUUGGUAAAACUGGAGCUGGAAAGAGCGCAACAGGAAACACCAUCCUGGGACGAAAAGCAUUUAAAGAAGAAUUGUCUGCUGAAUCUGUGACUGAGAAAUGCCAACAACAUCAGCAGAUGCUGGAAGAUCGAAUCAUCUCAGUGAUCGACACUCCAGGACUGUGUGAUACAAAAAUGAGUAAAGAAGAGCUGAAGAAUGAAUUAGUGAAAUGUGUAGAAAUGUCUGUUCCUGGUCCUCAUGCAUUUCUUUUGGUCAUCAGACUGGAUGACAGAUUCACAAAUGAACAGAAACAAACAAUGAAAUGGAUUCAGAAGAACUUUGGAGAAAAAGCUGAAUGUUACACCAUCGUUCUGUUCACUAGAGGAGAACAGUUAGAUAAACCUAUAGAGGAGUUUCUGACAAAAAACAUCCAGAUUAAUGAGCUAGUUAGAGAGUGUAAAGGUGGUUAUCAUGUUUUCAAUAACAAAAAUGAAGAAAAUCGAUCACAGGUCACUGAACUGCUGGAGAAGAUUGACCGAAUGGUGGAGGAGAACGGAGGAGAGCAUUACACAAAUGAGAUGUACAAGGAAGCUCAGAGGAAAAUAGAGGAAGAGGAGAGGAGGCAGAGAGAGGAAGAAGAAAGAAAGAAGUUAGAAGAAGAAGAAAAGAUAAAGCAGGAUGAAAGAAUGAGGCUGUUGAAUAAAGUUAAAGGUGUGGCCUUAGUGGGAACAGGUAUGGCAGUGUGUGCAGGAGUUGCUGGAGGGACACUAAGUCCAGUUUUAAUCUCAGGAGUAGCAGCAGCCGGAGGUGCAGCACUGACCUCUGCUGCUAAAGGAGCGACACUGCCUGAAGCUUUAAUGGCAGGAGCAUUAGCUGCUGGAAAUGCAGCACUGAAAUCAUACCCCGGUUUCACAGACAAAUCUUAAGUCUAGUCCCAGACUAAAAUGCAUGUUUGAGCUGUUCUAUUGUUUUGUCUCAAGAUGCACACCAGUAAUUAUUUUAUUUUAUUUUUUUUCUAAGGCACAUUAAUAAAAGCCAUUUAAAUGCCCUAAUCCUGGCUUAAUCUAAGCACUGUCUGUGAAACCAGGCCCAAGAUAAAGUAUGUAUGUUUUUUAAACAAAAAAGUACAACAUCAGUGCACAUGUCUUUUCCUUUAGCCUUCUGGUAGUGCCACUUUUAUAAUCCAGAACUGUCAAAACAAAUUUAGAAGUGCACACUUUUUGAAUCAUGACUCAAAAAAAAAAAAAAAAAAGCCAUGGCUUCUUAAAGGGUUAGUUCACCCAAAAAUUAAUUUCUAUCAUUAAUUACUCACCCUCCUGUCAUUCCAGAACCGUAAAGGUGAUCAUGGGGCAGCUUUUUGCGCAAUGUUGUCGGGCAAUGUCGCCAAGCGAUGAUGCUUGGGCAUUUCUAUCUUGAUACUUUAGAUUGAAAUUUGUUUUCCCAUUCUCAUUGGGAAAGUAUGGAAUCCCGUUUCCACCACUAAAUAAAAAAAUAAAAACAGCAAUUGCGACUUUUUAUCUCAGAAUUGCGACUUUUUAUCACUAUAAUAUAAACUCGCAUUUGCAAGAAAAAAAAGUCAGAAUUGUGACUUUAUAUCACACAAUUGCGAGUUUAUAUCUUGCAAUUCUGACUUUAUAACUCACAAUUGUGAGAAAAAAAGUAAGAAUUCUGAGAUAAAAAGUCGCAAUUACUGUUUUUAUUUUUUUCUAUUCAGUGGCGGAAACGGGCUUCCAUAGGAAAGUGCCCAAGCAUCAUCGCUCCGCGACAUUGCCUGGCAACAUUGCUCAAAAAGUUACCCCAUGUCCCGUGACCUUAAGACCUUUGUUAAUCUUCUGAACACGAAUUUUGAUGAAAUACAAAGGUAUCUGAGCCAUGCAUAGACAGCAAUGUCGUUCGAGGUCCAGAAAGGUAGUGAAAACGUCAAAAUAGUCAACGUGACUACAAUGGUUCAACCAUAAUGUUGCCGGCGUUCGGACGUAAACACAGAAGCACUGCACUGUGUUCACUAUGUCAACUGCUUUUGACAACAGUUCAGAUUUUUAAAUAAAGUAAUUUAUUUUUGUUCCGUUUUUGUGCACAAAAAGUACUCUUGUCGCUUCAUAACAUUAAGGUUGAACCUCUGUAGUCACGUUGACUAUUUUAACAAUAUUUUUAAUACCUUUCUGGACCUCAAAAGGUGUAAUGACAUUGCUACUGUUAUAUGUGUGGUUCAAAUACCCUUAGAUUUCAUCAAAAAUAUCUUAAUUUGUGUUCUGAAGAUGAACGAUGGUCUUACGGGUGUAAUUAAUGACAUCAAUUUCAUUUUUGGGUGAACUAACCUUUAACUAGUCAGCUAGACUCGAAUUUUCAAAAAAUUCUGUUCCUGCAUCCACUUGUCAUUUCAUUCUCAUUCAUUAUUAGCAGCAUUUGUUAAUAGUAAUGGGUCGGAAGUGAAUGUAGAUAGACAACAGUAUGAGAAGUGUGAAUUUACAACCUAACAGACUUUAGUAUAAAUGGUAUCAACAAGAAAAUAAAAACAGAAUUGUAUCAUGUUCCAGUAUGACACUGUUUACUCAAUGUAGUGCACAACAGAUUUAACACAUAAGAGUCUAAGCUACCACUUGUGCUUCGGUAGUUUAAAUAUGUGACACAUUAUUCUCCUUGCAUUAAAAUAAUGUAUUUUUUAUUCAUUAUAUUUUGAGUAUUGUAAUGUGAUUCAUUAAUGUUUUCAAUUCAGUCGAUUCUGCAUACAGCAUAUAUUGUACGAAAGCAUCAAAUAUAAGACAAAUACCAUGAGGUUAACUGAAAAAUGUUGUAAAUGCAGCCAAUGGGCAGCGUUGACUGUAUUUUUUCAUAUUAUGAGGCAGUUUAGACACUUCUAGUUGUCUUGUUCAGGUUCACAGAGACAGAUGGAGAGACUCUGAAUGACAAAAAACAAAUGACAAGAGGCGUAAUGUCAUCAGCAAUAUCAGCAACGUAAAGGUUAGUCUGAAACAACCGAUUACGACACUCGAGGACUACAGCUAAUACUUAAGCUAAUAAUACUGAGAAUUGAAUCAUAUACUGUGCUGUUUGUUUCUGGUAGCUGACAGUACCAAAUGCUAAA
Messenger RNA from Ctenopharyngodon idella (grass carp), 4203 nucleotides. Its product is annotated as golgin subfamily A member 6B. Gene Ontology annotation, molecular function: GTP binding. Bases 83 to 2044 code for a protein of 653 amino acids. NCBI's taxonomy places the organism in Eukaryota, Metazoa, Chordata, Actinopteri, Cypriniformes, Xenocyprididae. The transcript has 3 exons. The record is from RefSeq and is a predicted model, not a curated record.